AUGUCCACGAGCUCAUCAUCCCAAUCCAGUGACAUCUCGGAUGGCAUGGAUCCCGACCAGCCGAUUGAGUCGAUAGAGGCCCAUGAAGCCGGAGAAGACGAUGAACCCAAAGAUGAUGUUGAAGCCGUUGGAGACGAUGAAGCCGAAGAGGACUAUCAAGCUGAAGAGUACGAUCCGAUGCCGAACCUGCUGGAUCAUGAAGUUAUGACGCUUUGUUCCUUUUAUGUUUCAUACCUUCAUCGUAUUGGACUAAUUCCUAUCCCAGCGAUCGAAGAAAAGCCGAAAGGCAGACAAGAAGCUCCACCGAGUGAAUUGACAUUUGAUGACUUUACCGAAUCCUUCAAUGCGAUGAACUUUCUGGAGUUGAGUCUUCUCGGGGCCACGGAUACUUACGAUCACAUCACCCUACUCAAUAAAGAGUAUCUAAUACGUGUGUGUCAAUCUGUUGGGGGUCCUUUGUUACAAUGA
This is a messenger RNA of Mollisia scopiformis, 468 nucleotides long. RefSeq lists its product as uncharacterized. The record is from RefSeq and is a predicted model, not a curated record. NCBI's taxonomy places the organism in Eukaryota, Fungi, Ascomycota, Leotiomycetes, Helotiales, Mollisiaceae. The transcript has a single exon. Bases 1 to 468 code for a protein of 155 amino acids.